AUGGCAGAACCUUCCUCCAAUGUCACAGUAUCCCUUCUCCCAGUAUCCCUCUCCCUAGUACACAUCCCUCGCUCUCGUCUACCCCAACUAUCACAUCCCGUCCUAAGGCAGAUCCUACAGCCAAACCCCACCUUCAUCAAUGUCACCUGCAAUGAGAUCGAACUUAGUCUUUUCGCUGAAUCUCACAUGCUAGCAGAUUUCGAACCCCGAUCUCGCUCUGGCUCUGGAUCCGGUUCAAAGCGUCCUCACUCUGUAUUGCCCCAAGACCACCUCGAAAUAUCCUACGAAAAGUGGAAUGUUCUUCAAAUCGACUCUCAUUCUGAUCAGCUCGACAGCUCCGGAGCCCGUAUACAUGAGCUCUCCGCACCGUUAGCUGCAGCUGGAAUCUCUAUCCUAUACCAGUCCUCUUACUUGAGCGACUUCAUAUUUGUAAAGGAGUCAAGACUCCAGGAGGUCAUGUCUUUGCUCGGAUCAACGGGAUUCGAUCUCUAUUCUUCUGACCCGGAACUACUCACUUCUAGAGUAGUCUCCCCAUUGCUCUCCCCAGUCUCCCCCGACGACUCUUCCAUCUCCGACGUAGCCCAGGAUAUCACGGUUGAAUCCGGCGCCAUUCUGACCCGCACAAGGAAUAGUCUCGACCCCGUUUCUGCUGCUGCCAUUAGUUUGCAGUGCAUAAAUCUCACGACAUCACCUAACGACUCACCAACAAACAGUCCGACUCAUCAUAAACCUCCAUCACGUCACAAAUCCCACUCCCCAACCUCGGGGGAAGUGCGCGUGUUGACUCCCAACCUUGCUUGUGUCGGCCUUUCUGAUGACAGUGUUGACACGUGGGGACUCAAGAUCGUAAAGCUCGUAGCGUUCCCUGAGUUGAUCCCCGUCAAAGAACCCCCCUCACGGUCACGCAAGUCACAGUCUCGCAACGCCCGCCCUACCGACGGAGUUCCGCUAUCGUUGUCAAGUCGAAAACGAUAUUCAGAUUCAUCAGAUUCAUUUUUUUCUUCGAGCGACGAUGAGGAAGAAGGUUACUUUUCUCACUCUCCUCUCGGAAACCUGUCAUCCAUUUCACUGCAGUCUUCCGCUGCUUCCCGGUCCUUCCCAGAUCUAUCUAUUUCUGUCCCUUCUCAAACAGGACCUUUCAAACCCUCUGUAAAACACAUCAUUGCACCACUUGCACCACUCUCUCCACUUGAACCAAAGCCAGCAUCACAUCGUAAUCCCACUUUCCACCAUAUGGAUCCAUCGGCCGCCAUCAAGAAGCCUGUAGAUGACACCAUACGUGGCAUGGUUCCAUUUUUCAGCUUCACCCGUACACAAGAAGGCACCUCAUUAACGACUGAUGUUUCUCUUCUUGCCGCCCUAUUUCCUCCGAAUGAGCGGCACAUGAUGAUUUGCGCUGGCGAACUUGAUGCUCUUGAUGCACAGAGUUCGAGUACAGAUUCAGACUCCGAGGACGACGAGGACACGCUUUCAUCAGGUGGUGCCCUGAAAUGCUUGCAGAUAGAUCUGCGCAGAUUCGGGCUUGAUAAACAUGGCUUAGUGAACCGCUUUUCGCGGGUCUUGGAACAAAAUGGUAUCAACCAUAUGUAUAGCUCGACCUAUAAAACGGCUAAUCUACUAGUUUCUAAAGCACACGCCAAUCGUGCCCGAGCCUUACUGAAGGCUUGUUAA
This is a messenger RNA of Suillus discolor, 1671 nucleotides long. RefSeq lists its product as uncharacterized. Gene Ontology annotation, cellular component: cytosol. Lineage: Eukaryota; Fungi; Basidiomycota; Agaricomycetes; Boletales; Suillaceae. The record is from RefSeq and is a predicted model, not a curated record. Bases 1 to 1671 code for a protein of 556 amino acids. The transcript is spliced from 6 exons. Gene Ontology annotation, biological process: cellular response to L-arginine; regulation of intracellular signal transduction.